AUGUCUGCCCAAGAAGAAUUCAACCAGCUGGUGAACAGUAACCAGUCACGUUUCACCUCCCACCCAGAAGACCACGACUCAGAUCACGACUCAGACCCUCACUUCUCCGACGACGAACCCUCCUCCCGCCUCCGCUCCCGCCAAACAGCCGACUCCUCCGACGAGGAAGCCGACGCAGACAUGGUCUCCUCCCGCACCGCCAACGCAAACUACCACAUCCCCAACACAGUCUACGAUGCCAAUACAGGCCCCAAGGGCGUCAUCGCCGACGCCCAGGCCUUCGAGCGCGCCCGAAAGAAGUCCUUCCGUCGCACCCUCCUCAGCGCCGCGGGGCUAGACUCCAACGGCCCCUCCUUCAGCUCAAAGUCCACUCGCGAUGACGCGCCCCUCGCGCCCGCCGACCAGUCCUCCGCUAGCGAGGACGACGACGAGGCCCGCUUCCUGCGCAAGUGGCGCCAGUCGCGCAUGCAUGAGCUGCAGGGCCGGAAUAAUCGUCGUCCCAGUCCGCGGGGUAGACGGUUUGGUUCGGUUGAGACUGUUGAUGCGGUGGGGUACCUCGAUGCUAUUGAGAAAGUGACUUCUGACACGGUUGUUGUUGUCUGUAUCUAUGAUCAAGAGUUUGAUGACAGCGCUAUCGUCGAGGAAUGUCUUGUUACUAUCGCUCGCAGACAACCUACUACCCGCUUUGUUAAGAUGCACCAGGCUAUCGCGGAGAUGGAUCACAUCAAGGCUCCCGCGCUGCUGGCAUACCGUGGCGGCGAUGUCUUUGCUACUAUCGUCGAUGUCCUGCGAAACAUUCCUCGUGGCCGCAGCUGCAGUGCUGACAGUCUCGAGGACUUGUUGAAGUUACACCGUGUGCUAUGAUCUUUUCUUUGCUAUUAUGUUUUCAGCCGUCCACAUUUACUGGCAUAGCAGAAAGGCGUCUUGUUUUUUUCCCUCGUGAUCUCCUCUGCGUGAUUUGACUUGAUUUGACUUGUCUUUCCUUUUUCUUUUACUCUCUCAAACACUCUCCUCCCACCUCUCUCUUUAUCUCCGAUAUCUUUGACGUUGGAUGCAUUACUGCACCCAAUAAAACCCAAGAGCAGAGCUUCUUGAAAUGGCGUUGCUUGCUAGAAUGGGGUGUAUGGCUUUGGACUCGGUCGAUCGAUGGUCUGGUACUAUCUCACUGUGUCCAAUUUGGCACGUUGCGUUUCUCUUCUCUCCUUGUCUGAUUAUGUCCCUCCUAUUUCCAGCCCGGCGGGGGCCGGGCAUGAUGUUGAUUUACUCGAGAUAUCCCAU
Molecule: messenger RNA, 1278 nt
Organism: Penicillium samsonianum
Lineage: Eukaryota; Fungi; Ascomycota; Eurotiomycetes; Eurotiales; Aspergillaceae
Product: phosducin family protein
Exons: 3
Coding region: 1-864 (287 amino acids)
Biological process (GO): regulation of G protein-coupled receptor signaling pathway
Source: RefSeq, a predicted model, not a curated record